ACGCUCAUCAUUACAGUUUCUGGUUCAAUCUGGUUCAAGCCACGUCGCACCCAAACACACCAAACUCAAUCGCUUUUUUCUCUUUGUUGUGUGUCUUGAAUAAAAACCGAAAUAGCAUUUUUUUACGCGGCGUUCAGUCGAUGAAUGAGUCCGAAAGUGUAUUAAUAUUGUAUCCACCUCAGAAAUUUAUUAAUUUUGUAAUUUAAAUUAGUUUGGAUUUCAGUGCUGACGAUGGUCGCGUACUGUGUUUUUGGAAUGCAUAGUGUGCCUUUGGUUUUGUAAAUAAAAAUCAUUGUUCGUUCAUCGGAGAAAAAGAAAGACAUCCCGUACGUGUGUAUGUUGGUUUUGUUGUAACGGACAUUAUAGUGCUUAGAAGACAAUAUGUACGCGAUAACGCGCCUUCUAUCGCUAAGUGUUAGUAUAACUAUGUUAAAUGUUGCAUUCGGUAAUUCAUAUGUGGAUGGAGUGAAUGAAGAACAACUCACUGACAAUGAGACUGUUGUAUCAACGCAAAAUACUCUUCGAAUUUCUGGAUUGAUAGUGGAAAAAAGUGAAAGUAAUUGGUCAUCAAACGAUGAAACUGUUCCCGAACUGUUGGAGAAAAGUAAGGUUACUUUGAGAUUGUUCGGUGAUGGAUUGACUAAGGACACGACUAUUACGUUCGCCCAAUCAACUUGUCAUGGUUCCAUCAAUCAAGUCGAAUAUGCUGUAGUGGAUUAUUUGGUUUCCGAAUACAGUGCUGUGGUGGAAAUUAUUGUACCUGAUGCAAGCGAAGUGUAUUACCAUAUUUGUGCGAAAAAUGCAAACCGCUCUUGGGUGGAGCAGGGAAACAAAAAUUGGGUGGUUAUAAAAAGUGUACCGACUGCGAUGCCAAUGUGGCUGACUGUUACGAUUAUUGCAGUGUGUCUUGCGUUUUCGGCGCUGUUCUCAGGUCUAAAUCUAGGUUUGAUGGCACUAGACAAAACUGAGAUUAAAAUUUUAAUUAAUACGGGCGACACGAACGAGCGAAAAUACGCAAAGAUCAUUCAACCGGUUCGAAACCACGGCAACUUUCUGCUGUGCAGUAUUCUUCUGGGCAAUGUACUUAUGAAUUCAACGAAUGCUGCAGUAAUGGGUGGUCUUAUGAGUGGUCCGUUUGCAGUUGCAAUUUCAACCAUAUUAAUUGUAAUAUUUGGUGAGGUGUCACCACAAGCCAUAUGCAGCAGAUUCGGACUUUUAGUUGGAGCCAACACAAUCUGGAUAACUUAUGUUCUCAUGGUGAUAACGUUUCCGGUAGCUUAUCCAAUUUCAAUGUUAUUGGAUUGGAUUUUAGGUGAAGAGAUCGGAAAAUCAUACGGUCGAGAGAGAUUAAAGGAAUUGGUACGGCUCACAACCGAUGACAUCGAUUUGGAUAAAGAUGAAGUUAAAAUAAUAUCAGGAGCUUUGGAUAUGAAGAAAAAAACCGUUGCUGAAGCAAUGACGCCAAUUGAUGACGUGUUCAUGCUCUCAUACGAUGCUGUUUUGGAUUUUGACACAAUUUCAGAAAUCAUGAAAUCGGGCUACUCUAGGAUCCCAGUAUAUGACGGACAGCGACAUAAUGUUCAGAAACUUUUGUUGAUCAAGGACUUGGCACUGAUUGAUCCUGAUGACAACACACCACUUCGCACUUUAUGUGAAUUUUACCAAAACUAUUGCUACUUCGUCUUUGAGGAUGCGACACUGGCGGCUGUCUUCAGACAAUUCAAAACAGGUCAACACGGUCACAUGGCAUUCGUACGUCGAAUCAGGAACGAAGAGGAUCCCAGUACGGCUACGGUAGAGACAAUUGGUCUCAUAACAUUGGAAGAUGUGAUCGAAGAACUGAUCCAAGCGGAGAUAAUGGACGAAACGGACAUUACUAGCAAUCUACAACUAAAAAGUAAGAACAAAGCUUUAGAACGAAUCGAGCCAUUUGCUUCAUUUGGAGAGCGACAAAGAAUCCAUCUUACGCCACAACUAGCCUCAGCUAGUUUCCAGUAUCUCAGCACUUGUGUCGAAGCAUUCAAACCAGAGUUCAUAUCGUCAACAAUUUUGCAUCGCUUACUCAAGCAAUACGUUAUCUUUCAAAUCAAAUGCAAAGGAAAAGAUAAGCACGAUGCAUCGCUCGUUAUUUUUGAGCAAGGAAAACCGGUCGAUUAUUUCGUACUUAUUCUGGAGGGCCAUGUGGAAGUAACUGUUGGUAUUGAGAAUCUAACAUUUGAAUGUGGACCUUUCACGUUCUUCGGCAGCGAUGCUCUAGCUCAAAACAUUAACUCUGUGGAAUCAAGGAAGAGUAUUCGUGGUUCGGUACAGUCGUUAAACUUGAAUGCAAAGCUAAAGCACAGUUUUGAACCGGAUUAUUCUGUCAAAGCUAUUAAGGACGUUAUUUAUAUAGCAAUUAAACGAAGCCUCUACUUGGUUGCUGUCCGAGCAACCUUAAUGGAACGAUUGCAAAAAGUCGAUGAUCAUGGCAGCAACGAAGAACAGAUUGACGAUGAUGUUAAAAUAUUUCUUAAUUCCUUGCACGACGAUUACAAAGCUAUUAGAGCCGCUGACGUGGCGAACACAUUCAAAACUAAUGCUAAUGCUAAGUCUUCCCCUCCAAACGAAGUACCAAUACCCGUAGAAAACAUGGGUGUUCGUUACGAACCAGAAAAUGAAACAGUCCAAAUGAUGUUACCUCCACAUAUCUAACAGAAUAAUGUUCGUCCUGGUCGAUUUGCAUUUUCACAUUAAUUGAUUGUCAAUUGUAGGCGAUCACUGUGGCUUUUAGUCCCGUUCUCUUUAAAUGUACAUAUGGAGUACGGUGGAGUACUCAUUUUAGCUCGCAGCUUCAUAUAUUUUUAAUGAUAAUUUUAUUGUUGACCGUAUACCGCUUUUACUCAAAGCAGUGUUUCGCUAGGAAGAUAAAUCGCAUGUUAUUUCAUGUUGCCAAAACUUUGUUUUGCUUUAUUGAGUAAAAUAGCAUACGUAUCUAUGGGAUUAUGAUGGAAAAUUGGUUUACUCUGGUAACAAACACAAUCAUCCUCGUAUCCAUUUUCCAUCACUUUUCCCAUAUAUACGUAAUUUCCUAAUAUUGUUCGUUGGCCUAUUUUGUCGAGGAUACAAGAAUUAUUCAUAAAUAAAUGACUGAAGGAACAUCACUUAGCGGAAUAUAUUUAUUUUAAACAUAA
Molecule: messenger RNA, 3170 nt
Organism: Bradysia coprophila
Lineage: Eukaryota; Metazoa; Arthropoda; Insecta; Diptera; Sciaridae
Product: unextended protein-like
Biological process (GO): magnesium ion homeostasis; transport
Cellular component (GO): plasma membrane
Molecular function (GO): transmembrane transporter activity
Source: RefSeq, a predicted model, not a curated record